ACAAACCGACAAAUAAUAUUAUAAAUAAAAUAAAUUUAUAAGACACAAUCCGCGCGAAGCGCGGAAAAAAUCUCUAGUAUUUUAUAAUAAUGAAGUUAAUCCAAAUGGGGAGAAGAGGGAAAGGCAUAAUGGAAAGAAAAUAGAAAAUAAGUUUUACAUUGACUUGGGCGUUUCCAAUACAUAUAGCAAUAAAUAUAUGUCUUCCACCUCUGAUAAUUUUUAGAACCAGAAAACACCUCUUCUUCUCUCUUCAAAAUCAAAACUAAUAUUCCUCAAACAAAACACAGAGUAGCUAUAAGGACCGAGAGAGAUCGUAGAGAGAUGGGAAGGGCUCCAUGUUGUGACAAAGCAAACGUCAAGAGAGGUCCAUGGUCUCCUGAAGAAGAUGCAAAGCUUAAAGAUUACAUAGAGAAACAAGGCACUGGUGGCAACUGGAUUGCUCUCCCUCACAAAGCUGGUUUAAGAAGAUGUGGGAAGAGUUGUAGACUGAGGUGGUUAAACUAUUUGAGGCCAAACAUAAGACAUGGAGAUUUCUCUGAGGAAGAAGACAAGAUUAUCUUCAGCCUCUUUUCCUCCAUUGGAAGCAGGUGGUCAGUAAUUGCAGCUCACCUGCAUGGUAGAACUGAUAACGACAUCAAGAACUAUUGGAACACUAAGCUCAAGAAGAAGCUCAUUGCCACUAUGGCUCCUCCACCACCUCAUCAUCUCUUAGCCAUUGCCUCAUCAUCAUCAUCACCAUCAUCAUCACACUACAACAUGACCAAUAGUCUUCCUCCGUAUAACCCAUCAAUAUCUACAAAUGAGCUGUUAACACCUCAUCAGGAGAUGAUGAUGACAAUGAUGGACCAACAACAACAACAACUAUUAUACCAAGAAGCCGUGGACAGUUUGGUAAAUUCUCCAAAUAGCAACAAGCUUAUAAUGAGCCAUCAAGAAGACAGCCGGGAGCAAAGUACAAACAAAGGAAUAAUGUUGUUGAGUGAUGUAAGAAGUGGGUCAAGUACAACAAGUACAGUAACAAGAGUGAAGAUGGAACAACAUGAUCAUCAUCAUGAAGAGAGAUCAAUGGAAGAUUAUGGAAUGGAGGAGAUCAAUCACUUAAUAAAUAGUAGUUGUACGAGUAGUAGUAGCAACAGCUUGUGGUUUGAUGAAAACAAGACCGAUGAUACGUUCAUGUUGUACUAUUGAUCUCUCUUACCAACAUUGACUCACUUCAUCUCUUUUCUCUUAAAAUUAAAAAUAAAUAAUUGAUUACUUGCUUUCUAAAGAGGAUUUUAAAAUGUUAUUCAUUAGUUCCAAUUUAUAAUUUAUUAUGAAUUGCCUUUAUGUUUUGUCAAACAUGUAGCUGUUAAAUGUGAUUCUUUUAGUGAUCAAGAAAGAAUUGUGCCAAACAGAUCGAUUUCUGUAUACAGCCAAUAUUCUUAUGAUAAUUAAGCUACAGUUACAUGUUUACCUUUUUGUCUCUUAAUAAUACGAUCGAUGCAUUAAUAGAGAGAUAAGGUUUGGAUUUAUCAGCCUGUAGCAAUUGUAACCAAGUGGGUACAUUAUAUGACUCAAGCUUCGGGACUUAAAAGCUAAUAUGGAGAUUACAUGUUGUUUACCAUGAAAUUUUCUUAUGGUAUCUAGUACCUACUUUGAAAAAGAGACACAAAAAUCUGCUCAUAUCAUAAUAAUCUCACCCCCUUUUGCAAAUAUUAAUCUUAGAUUAUUUUCCAUUUUUGUGAUAUAUAUAUAUCCUUAGACUAUAUAUAUUAGCUUUGAGAUUUCUUACAAAAUGGAAGUCUCAAAAUACGCACGAACUUAGAACCAAUGAUGGUUUGUUGUUCGAACUUGGUUUUAUCACCACCACCCACAACACUAUUAAGGGAUGUCAAUCUCAAGGUUAGUUCCAGUUCGAUGAGCAAUAAGUCAACAUAUAUGUCAAUUUGUUUGCUUACCAAAUAACUACUUUUUACAGAAUCAAUCAAACAACUUUGUUAAAACAAAUUUCAAAAUAUUACAGCUUUUUACCAAUAACGACUAUCUAUCCACAUCAAAUCAAUAUAAUGAAUCUAGCAAAAUAAACUUUUCAAAUAAUUUCCAACUAGUCCGCGAACAUACUAAAAGAGAUAUGAAGAGUCUGUGAACAGUUGUGCAAACAACAUGAGAUGAUUUAUGAUUAUGUAUGUUAGUAUGCCAUAUUAUAUAUAUGGAUACACUUGUUAUUAGUUUAACUUAGUUUAUUAUCAUUUUACAGCUAUCAGAUGAUAACAUUUUAUUGUAAGGUAUAAUUUCGCUUUAUAAAAUAUCAGUGUAUUUGGUAUGCUACUUUGUAUUGUUCCUCUCACCCUCAUUAGGCAAUCUCAAAUCUUAUCAAUAAACACAAAAUAAAACACAUGCAAACACUAUUCCCACUUGUAUUUCUUUAAUGUGAUACUUUUUUUUAGUUUCACGCUCUCUGCUUAUCAAAGACCAACUAUAUAUAUGUGUGUUAUAAUCAUAUCCCUCAUCAUCAUCUAUCAUAUAGGGGAUUUGAAAUUUAUAUGCACGCCAAAAAUGUCUAAAUCACACUAAUUUAAAAAUUACAGACUUUAAGAGGUAAAUCAUAUUCCUCCAUCGAAACUGGUCAAAGAUAUAUAGUAUGAAAACAUUAGAAACACUAUAUAUAAA
This is a messenger RNA of Brassica rapa (field mustard), 2649 nucleotides long. Its product is annotated as transcription factor RAX2. NCBI's taxonomy places the organism in Eukaryota, Viridiplantae, Streptophyta, Magnoliopsida, Brassicales, Brassicaceae. The record is from RefSeq and is a predicted model, not a curated record.